This is a messenger RNA of Diuraphis noxia (Russian wheat aphid), 642 nucleotides long. Its product is annotated as cilia- and flagella-associated protein 20-like. The record is from RefSeq and is a predicted model, not a curated record. NCBI's taxonomy places the organism in Eukaryota, Metazoa, Arthropoda, Insecta, Hemiptera, Aphididae.
AUGUUUCAAGCGAACUUCCAAGGGUCAUUAUUCACCGCAUACUAUAGCGGUGGCAGUCGUCCGCUAGAGAAUUGGUCGAUUCAGUGCAAAUAUGGAGAAUUGAAGCAGGUUCUAGAUGACGUGAUUAAGUCCAACGUGCUCCAAAUCCAGUCGCUAAAUGUAAACGCGUGUUGUAUAACCUGUCCUGUGGAUCCCAARGGUUCACUGGGUAUUCGGAUGCCGUUCUUGACGUUGUUGGUAAAAAACCUUGGUCAAUAUUUUACAUUCGAAAUCACGAUUUUGGACAGCGAAAACAUUCGCCGACGUUUGCGCUUGAGUAACUAUCAUUCGACCACAAAGAAAAGCACGUUCAUGAUCACGAUGCCGAUAUGCAUGGACGAUGGUUGGAACCAACUGAACCUGAAAUUAGCCGAGAUCACGAGCUUCUCAUUCAAGACAACUUACGUAGAGACGGUCCGACUCCAAGUGCACGCCAACUGUCGGCUGAGAAGGAUAUAUUUCAGUAAUCAGCAGUACAAAGACGAUCAAUUGCCGAACGUUUACAGGAUGCACAGGAUCGCGGUCUUGCGCGAGAAACCAAAAAGCAUGUUAAAGAAAAAGGCGGGAACCGUUGAAAAAAAACCAACAGCUAACAAGUCGUAG